This is a messenger RNA of Linum trigynum, 465 nucleotides long. The record is from the annotation of a GenBank genome assembly. Lineage: Eukaryota; Viridiplantae; Streptophyta; Magnoliopsida; Malpighiales; Linaceae.
AUGAAUCAUAUCCUGCUAUCCAAGCUCUCCUGGACGGACAAAUCGCCUGUCCUCAAAUUGCGCCUCCUUCAUUCAUGGACGGCUGGAAACCCUGCUCGGCCUGGCGGAUUCACGGAGCGCGCAACACUCUGGACGGACGAAUUGGGAGUAUUGGUGCAGGGCCUUGCCCCGAAUCAAAUAUCGGCCCAGCUCGAUGAAGUUCUUGCUGUCCGCACCGUGUACUUCGUGACUAAGUUUUUCCAGGGCAAAUCAAGGAAACGUUGGGCGGCCUGCUCCAACGAGCGCGUGCUGAGUUUUACUUCAAACACCUCUUUUGUUCCAUCCACCGAAGACAAUUCAACCUUCUGUCCCGAUAGCUUUGAAUUUCGCCAGUUAGAAGACCUACACGCCAUCACUUCACUGAAUGAAGCUUUAGUGGAUGUUGUUGGUCGGCUGGUCUCUGCUACGCCUGUUGGCUAUGUAUAG